Molecule: messenger RNA, 2383 nt
Organism: Caenorhabditis auriculariae
Lineage: Eukaryota; Metazoa; Nematoda; Chromadorea; Rhabditida; Rhabditidae
Source: the annotation of a GenBank genome assembly
AUGCAUAGCUGCGGUCUGUUGACUAUAAUGCUUCUGGCAGACGCCGUCGAAAUGUUUUCCUGGCAACCGAAGACUUUUCCUUCUAAGGUAAAACACAUUCAGUCAAUUUAAUCAUCUCAGUGGGUCUUUUUUUCCAACGCUCCACUAUCAAGAGAAACUUUCUUGAUUGUUUGUAGGGGAAAGGAAGAUACUCCUAUUCCUCGACACUUCUGCGGAGAAACGAACAGGAUAUAAACUUCUUCAAAGGCGUCAGUCAAUUUCUGUACCAGGUGCAGGAGAAUUUCUGACCACUGGGAAUUUUGACAACCCAGGGGGACAUAGCGAUGACGGCGGAGCAGGUCCGUCAGCGGGGAAGAAGAGCCGUCACUCGCGACCGCAGAGCAAAGUGGAGCCUUCCCUUACCGUACUACUUUGACAGCAACUUCCGUGAGUUGGCUGCGCGUCGAGUCGACUCGGUCCUUUCCAGCCCCGCAAGGAAGAGAGCGGGUCCUCGAAGCGAUGCGCUACUGGAGUGAGAAGACGUGUGUCACUUUCCGAGAAGACCGUCGUCAACGCGGAAAUGUCAGGAUUUUCCAGGUUCUCCUUUUUUUAAUAUCGUUUUUUUGUUUCAACUUCUCAAGCAUGACCGAAACUUUCCAUCACAGACGAAUCGAGAAGGUACCAUAAUGUGUCCACAAAGGUACCUCUCAAAAUGGAUCGUGAAGGCAUCAUAACGUGUCCAUAGUGAGACCUCCGGCAUAUCUUUUGCCUAUAUCUGAGCCAUCUCGGAGGUACUUCAGGGUCUCUCUCAAGUUCCUCUCACUUUGCUUAAAAUCCUCAAAGGUAUCUUCGAGGUACCAUCGUGAGACUUCAGAGCCUGCGAUAUACCUCAGAGGGUCUCGCGAUACCCUUUCUCGAUUCGCCUAUGAUUUCAAUAACUGAUCCCCAACUGUAAAGCGUUAGUCAUGGUCUGAUCUUUUUAAUGAGUUUUAUUUACUUGAACAAGAUAUUCGCAAAAAAAUUUCGUGAUGAUUUUUUUAUUCCAGAAAUUUCUAUCAUCCUUCUUUCGAAAAAAAUUUCUAAUAUGUUUCAAAUUGUACAAACAAAAUACAAAAAUCUUUCGAAAAUAAGAUCGGGAGGAAGUUUUUAUUUCUAGUUUUGGAAUAAAAAAAAAAUAAACUUGACACGCCUGUUUAAGACGACCGGUCAUUCAUCAACUGAUGACAGAAAACGGCUCCUGGAACAUUUACAUGCAUUUUUCGCAAACACGCCGACGCAAACAUGCGAAAUUUGUCAAAAUUUACUCACCAGCUGGUACCAGGGGGAAAACAGCAGUCCAGCGCGCAUGCAUCAGUUUCACGCACGGUAAACCUGGAAAGAUCUUACUAGUGCGCUGGCCUGCCGUUCUCCCCCUGAAUAUAUAAAUUUCAAGUGAAAUAAAUGUUUAUUAUUCAUUUAAAAAAAUAUAUAUUGCCACUUUUUCGCGGUUUUCAAAGUGAUUCGUUUUUUCGCGCUGCCAGAUUUUUUUUUCAUAUUUUUUUAUUGCAACAGUGAAAGCAUUUCAAACGCUUUAUAAAAUAAAAAAUACAUGGCAUAGACACUCUUUGAUUAUUUUACGGGGAGCGAAAAUUUACGUUCUGGUGAAACUGAAAAUACUAUUUUUUUUUUUCGAUUUCGGAAAAAUUAUUUUCAAUUUUGAUUAGUCCGUAAUAAUUUUAUCAAUAACCAAAUCUAUAAAUAUUUAUGUCUAUUUGAUUUUCUUCGUCAAUUUUUUAUUUUCAGGGUUCAGGAUGUUGGAGUUACGUCGGCCGGCAAUACAGACUUUUCUCGCAACCAUUGUCUCUCGAUGUCAGCUGCACCCAUCAUGUGAGAUUCAUCUCUAACGUCCUCAGUAAAAAGAAAAUUGAUUUCAAAGUUUUUCUCUCGUUGAUUCGAAGUUUUUUACCCACCGAUGAAAAAAACAGAAACAAAGGUUUCUCAGCUUUUCGUAGUGGCGCACGAGCUGGCACACGCCCUCGGCUUGUACCACGAGCACGCCCGUAGCGACCGCGACCGCUACAUCUCCAUUGACUAUUCCAACACAAACGCAAAUCUGACUUUUGCUUUCAAUAAGGUUCCCGAAGAGAUCACUUCUGGGGAUGAUCUUAGUUCUUAGGAAGACUCAUCCACAACGGACAAUCUCGGAACGAGCUACGAGUACGGCAGCGUGAUGCACUAUGCUCUCGGUUGGCUUGGGUGAUCUAUUUUUCGAACUUCGACUUCAGAUCAGUUUGCUCGUGAUGCGAGUCGGCCAGUGAUUUAUGCUAAAGACCGAAAAUAUGAGCGCUCGAUGGGAAAUCGGAUGCGAGCAACGUUCCAAGACAUACUUCAGAUGAAUCUUCUUUACAAUUGCAACGGUUGGUGA